Molecule: messenger RNA, 2073 nt
Organism: Rhodofomes roseus
Lineage: Eukaryota; Fungi; Basidiomycota; Agaricomycetes; Polyporales; Fomitopsidaceae
Exons: 3
Coding region: 1-2073 (690 amino acids)
Cellular component (GO): cytoplasm; nucleus
Molecular function (GO): RNA polymerase II cis-regulatory region sequence-specific DNA binding
Source: RefSeq, a predicted model, not a curated record
AUGGAACCAGCUCCCCCGCCCCCGCCCCCGCCUCCGCCCCCGCAGGACAAGGUCGUAGCACGCCCAUACAAGUGUCCCUACCCGCUCUGCGGCCGGGCAUUCAGCCGAUUAGAGCACCAGACGCGGCACAUCCGCACGCACACUGGCGAGAAGCCCUUCGAGUGCACAUUCCCUGGCUGCGAGAAGCGCUUCUCGCGCUCCGACGAGCUCACUCGUCACUCCCGCAUACACAACAACCACCACAACGCCGCUCACCCGCACCAUGACCCCCCACAUCACGUCGGUGGCGCGCCCGCCGCCGGCAGCAGCCACCGCGGCAAGGCCAAGGCCAAGGGCGAGUACGACGACGAGGGCAUGGAGCUGAGCAGUCGGCAAGCAGCACUGGAGGCGGACAGCGUCAGGGUGCAGAAGAAGGCGCGAAGCCGUGCUAACAGCGACGACGAGGACGACUCGUAUGCUCGCCCGACCGCGCUCUUCACCACCGACCCCACCGCCUACGACUACCCUGGCCCCGGCUUCCACCCCCGCCGCGGGCCCCUCGACCCCGCCCUCGCAGCGGCCCUGCCCACGUCCGCCCCCGCACACACCACCGCCUUCUCCGCGCUGUCGAGCGUUGCCAUGGAGGAGCUCUACGCACUCGAACGCAGCGAGGCACUGCGCCGCGCGGAGUACGAGAUCCGGCACAGCGAGGCGCUGCGCAGGGCGGAGUACGAGGCCCGGCACGCCGAGAUCCUCUCCUUCCACGGCCGGUUAUCCAAGAGCGCAGCGAACACGCCGCUCAACACGCCCUUCUACCCCCCAGCACCCCACGCGGAGGACACAGGCUACUUCGGCACGAGCAGGGAGCGCGAGCGCCCGCUCGUCGCCGCGAUGGAUGACGAGCACCUCGUGGACGGCCGCCGGCGGAUGAGCCUGAGCGCCGCGCGGAGAGACGUGUUUGCCGCGCACCCGCUCGCGAGCGGACACGUCGUCGACGCGUCGCAUGCGCGUAAUGCACCCGGGCAUGCCCCGCCGCACGCGCACGCGCAUGCACACGCGCCGUGGGCACAGCCGUACCACGCCGCGUCCGCGCCGCACCGCCAGCGCCUCCAUGUCGGCCACGACGACUCGCCCUCGCCCAUCUCCUCGGACUCGGACUCCGUCCAGCCCGCGCUGUCCCCCCCGCACGCGCAUGCAUCUGCGCACCACUCUGCGGCGCAGGCGCAUGCGGCGUCAGAGCAUGCGCUGCCCAGUCAGUAUGCCACGCCCAGUACGAGCCCCUUCCUUGGAGGCCUCCGCACACUCAACAUCCACUCGGGCACGCCCUCGCGCGCACCGUCGCCCUUCCGACUGCCCCCGGCGAUAGAGACCCCGGAUGAGUACAUGCAUCCCUACGAGUCGCGCACGCGCAAGGCGCAGAGCGUCGCAGGGAGCCCGCCGGGAAGCGGGCUGCUCAGCCGGAAACGCGGGAGCUCAGGCGACCUGGUGUCGUACGCGUCCUUCGGGGGACACACAGCGCCACUCGACUACUCUGCGCACGUCGGCGUCGGCCACGGCUUCCAGGCGCCCUACACGCACGAGCGCACCGCGAUCCCGACGCCGCAGCUGAGCAGCGGCCCGAGCAGCUCCGGGAGCUCGCCCAGGAGCCACGCGCACUCGCUCGGGAGCCACGGCGCGGGCAGCGCGUCGAGCUCGCGCGCGCCCUCCCCGCCGCACGGACACCACCCCGGCGCCUCGCCGCACCCGCACCACCCGCACCACCACCACCUCGCGCACUCGGUGCGCGUCGCGUUCGGGAUGACGCCGAUCCACCCACGCCGCUCCGCGUUCGUCGAGAUGCCCCCGCCGCCCGAGUACCCGGGCGUGCUGUCCGCCGCGUCCGUGCCCGUCUCCCGCGCGGCGUCUCCGCCGAUCAAGCUCCCGCCGCUGAAGCUGCCCUCGUCCCCGUCGUCGCCGCACCAGCGUGCGAUGAGUCUCUCCGAAGACCCCGCAGAGGCCGUCCAGGAGAAGGUGGAGCUCCCGCACUUCCGCGAGUUCGCGGCGGCGACGGGAUACCGCGCGGGUGCGCGUGGGGCCGCCGAGCAUGGCUCGUAG